This is a messenger RNA of Macaca mulatta (Rhesus monkey), 1675 nucleotides long. It is a transcript of the gene SLC25A31, whose product is annotated as solute carrier family 25 member 31. The record is from RefSeq and is marked provisional. Lineage: Eukaryota; Metazoa; Chordata; Mammalia; Primates; Cercopithecidae. Gene Ontology annotation, biological process: mitochondrial ADP transmembrane transport; negative regulation of mitochondrial outer membrane permeabilization involved in apoptotic signaling pathway; mitochondrial ATP transmembrane transport. Gene Ontology annotation, molecular function: ATP:ADP antiporter activity. Gene Ontology annotation, cellular component: mitochondrial inner membrane.
CGCCGGCGCGCAGCUCUCCCAGCGUCCCAAGAGCCACUUUCUCGCCAGGACGAUGCUACAGCGGUUUUCAGCUUCCCUUCAUCGUCGCUCCCACACUCAUUUUUAGCCACUGCUGCCGGUUUUUAUAUCCUUCUCCAUCAUGCAUCGUGAGCCUCCAAAGAAGAAGGCAGAAAAGCGGCUGUUUGACGCCUCGUCUUUCGGGAAGGACCUUCUGGCCGGUGGAGUCGCGGCAGCUGUGUCCAAGACAGCGGUGGCGCCCAUCGAGCGGGUGAAGCUGCUGCUGCAAGUGCAGGCGUCGUCGAAGCAGAUCAGCCCGGAGGCGCGGUACAAAGGCAUGGUGGACUGCCUGGUACGGAUUCCUCGCGAGCAGGGUUUCUUCAGUUUUUGGCGUGGCAAUUUGGCAAAUGUUAUUCGGUAUUUUCCAACACAAGCUCUAAACUUUGCAUUUAAGGACAAAUACAAGCAGCUGUUCAUGUCUGGAGUUAAUAAAGAAAAACAGUUCUGGAGGUGGUUUUUGGCAAACCUGGCUUCUGGUGGAGCUGCUGGAGCAACAUCCUUAUGUGUAGUAUAUCCUCUAGAUUUUGCCCGAACCCGAUUAGGUGUCGAUAUUGGAAAAGGUCCUGAAGAGCGACAAUUCAAGGGUUUAGGUGACUGUAUUAUGAAAAUAGCAAAAUCAGAUGGAAUUGCUGGUUUAUACCAAGGGUUUGGUGUUUCAGUACAGGGCAUCAUUGUGUACCGAGCCUCUUAUUUUGGAGCUUAUGACACAGUUAAGGGUUUAUUACCAAAGCCAAAGAAAACUCCAUUUCUUGUCUCCUUUUUCAUUGCUCAAGUUGUGACUACAUGCUCUGGAAUACUUUCUUAUCCCUUUGACACAGUUAGAAGACGUAUGAUGAUGCAGAGUGGUGAGGCUAAACGGCAAUAUAAAGGAACCUUAGACUGCUUUGUGAAGAUAUACCAACAUGAGGGAAUCAAUUCCUUUUUUCGUGGCGCUUUUUCCAAUGUUCUUCGUGGUACAGGGGGUGCUUUGGUGUUGGUAUUAUAUGAUAAAAUUAAAGAAUUCUUUCAUAUCGAUAUUGGUGGUAGGUAAUUGGGAGAGUAAAUUAAAAAAUACAUGGAUUUAACUUGUUUAACAUACAAAUUACAUAGCUGCCAUUUGCAUACAUUUUGAUAGUGUGUUGUUAUUGUCUGUAUUUUGUUAAAGUGUUAGUUCUGCAAUAAAGCAUAUAUUUUUUCAAGGAUUUAAAUACUAAAAAUCAGAUAAAUGUGGAUUUUCUUCCCACUUAGACUCAAACACAUUUUAGUGUGAUAUUUCAUUUAUUAUAGGUAGUAUAUUUUGUUAGUUUAAAAUUGUUUUUAUGAUUAAAAAUUAAAACGUAUAAUGCUGAAAUCUAAGAAAUGAAAGUAUCUUCUUUUAAAUUGCUAUUCAUUUAGUAUACCUGUUUUCCCAUCUUUUAAAGUCAUAUGGUAUGACAUAUUUCUUAAAAGCUUAUCAAUAGAUGUCAUCAUAUCUCUAGGCACAAAUAAGCUUUGUUCUAUAUCUCUUCUAAGACAGCUGUUAUUACUGUGUACAAUAUUUAUAGUAUCAGCCUUUGAUUAUAGAUGUGAUCAUUUAAAAUUUGAUAAUGACUUUAGUGACAUUAUAAAACUGAAACUGGAAAAUAAAAAUGGCUUAUCU